AUGGUUUGGUCUUCAGAUCCUGGCAAGUGCCUAGAUGAUUCCACCCCUCAAUCGGCUCCCCCUCCUCCGGCGGUGAAGUUGGAAGUGGAGGAACCCUUAGACGAGAAGCGCGUACGUCUCCACAAGAGGGCUAGGGACGCGAGCACUUCGUAUGAGCAAUACAACAAUGUGCUUAGGGAACCUGGACUGUUGGGUCUUCUCCCUAGGAAGAGUCCGUCUCUAGCUGAUAUGAUUCAGAUGAUGCUUUCUCAGGCAAAGACAGGUAAGACUUUAUGCUUCACUAGCUCGAAGGGCUCGGAAGUUGGUGAACAAUCAGACUUCUCAGCUUCUUCGAGCUCAUUGAGCAAGAUCAAAGCUUCAAAUUUGCUUCCCUCAUUAUUGAGGAUUGGAACAUGGGAGUGUGUGUCUAGAUAUGAAGGUGAUUUAGUGGCAAAAUGUUACCUCGCCAAACAUAAACUUGUAUGGGAAAUUAUCGAAGGUAGCUUGACGAGCAAGAUUGAGUUUUACUGGUUUGACAUUACUACAAUUAAGGCAGUAUUUUUUGAAGGUGGCCAUGGGACUUUGGAUACUGUGUUGGAAAGACCACCUCUUUUCUUCCAAGCGACUGAUCCUCAACUAAGGAAGCAUACACUAUGGCAAGCAACUCGAGAUUUUACCAACGGCCAAGCAUACAUACACAAGAUGCAUCUACUUCAAUGUCCCCAGACCUUGUCGAGCAAGAAUUUGGAGGAAUUGAUUGACUGUGAUCCUCAUUUGAAGAUACUUAGUCAGCAACAUGAUAUUAUAUUAGAAUCACCUUACUUUAAUCCUCGGUACUCAGUUUCAGAAGAUCAAAGUGAUUCUAAAAGUCAUAUUAAUGAUGUUAUUGUUAGAGUAUCCGUCCUCGCUGGAUAUCGCUCAACUCCAUGA
Zingiber officinale is the source of this 909-nucleotide messenger RNA. RefSeq lists its product as uncharacterized. The coding region runs from base 1 to 909 and encodes 302 amino acids. The transcript has 2 exons. NCBI's taxonomy places the organism in Eukaryota, Viridiplantae, Streptophyta, Magnoliopsida, Zingiberales, Zingiberaceae. The record is from RefSeq and is a predicted model, not a curated record.